AUUUUCUCACAGUACAGUUGAAACACAACACUGUGUGUAGUUUGACAAUUGAAAAGUAGUAACAGUAGCGGCAGUGCGACUUGGAAAAAGAUGUAAAUUUUCUUAAGGCAUUAAGUUGAGGAAAAUACCUGCAAAUAAGUGUGAAAACAAGUGAAAAGUGUGCCUCGCACUUUGGUUAUCAUCUUUCGAUAGGAAAAUCAUAAAUUUUGUUGCACAAAAACAAAGGAACUCUUGUGUGAAAGAAGUCGACAAAGUCCACAAGAGAAUUUUGGCAAAUUUGCAUUGUACACUUAUUCUGAUUUUACCACACAACCUCAACGAUUCCUCGUCCGCCGUUGUCUUCGUUUAAUUGUAUUGUGUGUUCCCCUAUUUUGCUUUUCCCUUUGAUUCGGAAUUUUAUCGUCUUCAUCAAAGCAACACAGCAUUAGCAGUUGUAAAGAUAUAGGAGGUGAAAAAAGCAUUUGCUUAUAAGAAUUUAAAAGUGUCCAGAAUUGAAAACAAUAAAGAAACAAAAUACCAAAAAAGCGAGCGGAAGAACGGCUGGCGUAAAUAAAAGCUUCAAAAAGAUAGUGAAUCGUGAAAGCAUCUGAAACAAAAGUGGAUUCCAACGAAGUAAAGAGAAAAGGUAAAGGGUAAAGACAAUAGAAAAAAGAACAGUUUGUACGGGGUGUUAGAGACCGCCUGCUCGAGUGCCAAAGUGGAAGGAAAGCAAAAAGAAAGAAGGAGAGCAGAACAGAAAGGGGACAAAAAUAAGACAUAAUUUUGACAGUGAAAGAUUUUGUAAAAGGUCGCGUUGUAGCCAAAGACUCAUCAUCAUAGCACAGCGACGACGAAGUGUGUAAAAGAAAAAGUGCGGUUGCGGGGCGCUGUAAAAUUGAAUUUAAAGCGUAAUUGUGACGAGAAAAUGGAAAUCGAGCCCGACCAAUCGAUAGAGGCAAUGGACACACAAGAGGUCGAAAUAAUCACAAGCGACCUGCAACAUCAGCAACAGCAACAAUUAAAUAAGCUGCAUUUGCCAGCAGAACAGCUGCCCAACGAGAACGGCAACGGUCCGCCGCAGCAAUUACUAGCCGACAACACUUCGCCAUACGCCAACGAACAGGAGAUGACGUCCGUCGACGAUCCCAAGGACGAUCAGUUUCGUUCUGAAGCUACAUUUUCAUAUACGGUGGAAAAUAUAUCGCAGCUCAAGCAACAACAUCUCUCACCACCCGUAUAUGUACGCAUGUUGCCAUGGAAAAUUAUGGUAAUUCCAAAUGAUCGUGCGUUAGGUUUCUUCCUUCAAUGUAAUGGCGAAAACGAAUCACCUACAUGGUCGUGUAACGCCAUCGCUGAAUUACGACUGAAAUGUCACAAACCAGAUGCACCACCAUUUACUCGUGCGCGUAUAAAGCAUCUUUUUUACUCCAAAGAGAACGACUACGGUUAUUCCAACUUUAUUACGUGGACAGAAUUACAGGAGCCCGAAAAGUGUUACGUACACAAUGGCGAUAUCACAUUGGAGGUGCACGUUGUGGCAGAUGCACCGCACGGCGUGCUUUGGGAUUCCAAAAAACAUACUGGUUAUGUGGGACUUAAAAAUCAAGGAGCAACAUGUUAUAUGAAUUCGUUGCUUCAAACACUCUAUUUUACUAAUCAAUUGCGACGUGCUGUUUACAAAAUACCGACAGAGGCCGAUGAUAGUACCAAGUCGGUAGGUUUAUCAUUACAACGCGUUUUUCAUGAUCUGCAAUUCGGCGACCGCCCGGUAGGAACUAAAAAGCUUACCAAGUCAUUUGGUUGGGAAACACUUGACUCGUUUAUGCAACAUGAUGUGCAGGAAUUUUUACGAGUUCUACUCGAUAAAUUAGAAUCAAAAAUGAAAGGUACAUGUUUGGAAGGCACCAUACCGGGUUUAUUUGAGGGUAAAAUGUCUUCGUAUAUAAAAUGCAAGAAUGUUGAUUAUAACAGUACACGUUACGAAACUUUCUACGAUAUACAGUUGAAUAUAAAGGAUAAAAAGAAUAUCUACGAUUCUUUCAAGGAUUAUAUAGCUUCUGAAACACUUGAGGGUGAUAAUAAAUACGAUGCGGGAGUGCAUGGCCUCCAGGAAGCAAGCAAAGGUGUUAUCUUCACGGCUUUUCCGCCCGUGUUGCAUUUGCAUUUAAUGCGUUUCCAAUAUGAUCCCAUAACAGACAGUUCCAUCAAAUAUAAUGAUCGUUUCGAGUUUUACGAUCGUAUAAACUUAGACGAAUAUUUGGCUGAGAAAGAGAAGACACCUGCCGAGUAUGUUUUGCAUGCAGUGCUUGUACAUUCGGGCGACAACCAUGGCGGCCACUAUGUGGUAUUCAUUAAUCCGAAAGCGGACGGAAAAUGGUUCAAAUUCGAUGAUGAUGUCGUCUCCAGUUGUCGUCGGGUUGAAGCCAUUGAACAGAAUUACGGUGGAAACGAUGAUGAAAUAUCGUUCCAUGCUAAGUGCAGCAAUGCAUAUAUGUUAGUCUACAUACGUAAAUCCGAAUUGGAACGCGUACUCAGCGAUAUACCCGAAAAUGAAAUACCCAGUGAAUUAGUGGAACGUCUUGAAUUGGAGAAACGCAUCGAAAUGGCACGUCGUAAGGAGCGCAGCGAGGCAAACUUAUAUGUAUCCAUACAUGUUAUCCUAGAAGAAUACUUUGAGGCGCAGCAAAAGCGGCGACUCUUCGAUUUGGAUAAAGUGCAUCAACGUCUAUUCAAGCUAAAACAAACGCAAACCGUCGAAGAGAUGAUGGACGCGUUCGUGAAGUCAUUUGGCGUGCCCAAAGAUCGAAUGCGCGUCUGGAUUAUGUUUGCGGCACAAUCGCAAAAAUUUCUAUACUUUGAUUUCCAACGAGAGGGAUUGCGUCCAAUUGAGCAAAUCGCUACUGCACAGAAACCGUGGGUGAUCUUCUUAGAGUUGGCAUCACCGCUUGUACCUGGCCGCCCGUUGCCGCCGUUCGAUCCCAAACAAGAAGUGCUGCUAUUCUUUAAGUAUUAUGAUGCAUGUAAUAAGCGCUUAAAUUAUAUUGGCUGCUCACAACAGCCACUUAGUCGGCGUUUAAGCGAAAUUGUCUCGGAAGUGAAUACGCACUUAGGCUUUGAGCCAGACACCGAAUUAACGGUAUUCGAUGAAUGUCACGACAAAAAAAUUACCAAUAUCAAUGAACCACUAGAGAAUGUGCUUUACCUGCAUCAGGAAAAUCUACAGGGCAAUAUAUUAAUAUUCGAAAAAGAGCACAUUGACAUCAAACUAGAUUUGCCUACCGUCGAAGAUUACUUCUUGGAUUUGGUGUAUAGAGUGGAAAUCACAUUCUGUGAUAAAUGCAAUCCCAAUGAACCGGAAAUCGUACUAGAGCUAUCCAACCGCUACAAUUACGAUCAAAUGGCAAAAGCGGUCGCAGAGCGACUCAAUACCGAUCCAAACAAGUUGCAGUUCUUUAUGUGUGUCAGUAGUUACAAAGAGACACCCGGCAAUGCUGUUCCAUACACCUUCAAGGGAACUGUUAAGGAUCUAGUCGCGUACUGCAAGCAGAGCGCAACCAAAAAGCUCUUCUAUCAAAGACUGUCACUAAGCAUCCACGAACUUGACAAUAAGAAACAAUUCAAAUGCAUUUGGGUCUCAAAUGAUCUUAAGGAGGAGAAAGAGCUUGUACUGUAUCCCAAUAAGAACGAGAAUGUCAAAGGUCUAUUGGACGAGGCUGCCAAAAAGAUACAAUUCGCUGAAAAUAGUCGCAAGAAAUUGCGAUUACUUAAAGUGGCAAAUCACAAAAUCGCCGCCAUUUACAAGGAAGAUAUGCCGCUGGAAGCGCUACAAAAGACCAACGAAACGAUGACGGCACAAAGUGCGCAGAAGACUUUCCGCAUUGAGGAAGUGCCUGCCGAAGAUAUGCAGUUGGCCGAGAAUGAGAUACUCGUGCCCGUGGCCCAUUACAGCAAAGAGAUUUACAAUUCCUUUGGUGUGCCAUUCUUGAUUAAAGCGAAACAUAACGAACCAUAUGGUGCGCUAAAACAACGUAUACAGAAGCGUCUGAAUGUGCCCGAUAAAGAGUGGGAGAAUUUCAAGUUUGCCGUCAUCUCAAUGGGGCAUCAGAACGAGGUUAACGACAAUACACCGGUCGAUAUGGAGAUCUAUCGCACUUGGUCUAAUGCACAUUUGCCUUACUUUGGACUAGAUCACAUAAAUAAAUCCAGAAAGCGAACAUCCUUAAAUUUCUCCGAGAAAGCGAUUAAGAUUUACAAUUAAAUUAGAAUGUAAUUGGCGAAAAACAACAAAAACAUAACAAAAGAUGAAACUCAUUGUGGGAUCGAUAAUGUGUGCGUGCAAAUAACAACAAAAACAAAAAAUGUAAUAACCGAGAAAAUGCGAACUGCCGAAUUAGAGGAAAAUAUAUGCAGAGAGAAGCAAGAAAGCUGCGGGUAUUGUAGCAGAAUAAUUUUAAAAUGGGGCUUUAUGGCUAAAAGACGAGUUUAAAUUAUAGCACGAUAAACGAUAAAAACAAAUAGAAAACCAUAACAAAAAAGUUGCUAAUGUAUGUCUUGUUCUUAUGUUUACAUAUGCUGCAUAUACGCCGAAACAACAACAACACACGAACAUACUUACAAAUAGCUGCAACCGUAAUGGCAACAAAACAAACUAUGUGUGCAGCCAACAACAAAGUGAAGCAAACAAGUAACCAUCCGACCGACCGACUACCAAACAACCGAUUUGUCAAUCAGCCAACUAACCAAAAUAAUAAAAACCAACAAGCGAUUGCAACAGCGAGAAGCGUGGAGUGUUUGUGAAUUGUUGUUUGCUUUUAUAGUUUCGAAUGUGUUUAAAAAGAGCUUCGCCUGCAAAAUUUUCAAAAAACCCACAAUCACACACACUCUCACACACAUACAAACAAUACAUUACAUAUGAGUAAUAAAACAAAUGGAAAUACAGAACACACCUUAACAAAACAAAUAAACCGAACUUUAAAAUUAAACUAAAAUAAAAAAUAUUAAAUUAAAAAUGUACUACUUUAAUAUAUAUAUAUAUAUAAAUAUAUAUAUAAAUAUGUAGAUGUAUAUUUAAAAAAAACUUAGGCGUACGAAUGUAAAAGAAAAACUAAAAUUUACGCAAAAAAAAUUGUUAUGCGAGUAGCACCUAAGCAAUCGACGACGGGGCUGGUGACGUUGGCUGCGACGUUUACUGGCUGAUUGGAAUCGACGUAGAACGUACGUUAUUGGAGAAGCGCAUUAUAGUUUGCAUUUUGUUUGACGAUUAUUCUGGCGCUCUAUUCGCACAUAUAAAUUGUAGAAGUUAGUUAGGUGCAUUUCAGGAGCCACAACUGUCUCUGUAUACCUCUACCUGAUUUCAUUUAGCAAAUCAAAGCAAUUUUACACUACCGCAGCAUUAUCCUUGAGUAUCGCAACGCAUGCGGAGUCGCUAUAUAAAUGUAGGCAGCAGCAGCAGCAACAAAAACAUCAACAUGGAAACGCAUUGAAUGCAAGUAGAAUAAUUUGAAAUAUACAUACAUAUACAUAAACACACACUUAUAUAUAUAUUAUAUUAAAGAGAAAUAAUAGAGAUAUACAUAAAUUGAAUCUAACAAAACAAAAUGAAACGAUAAUGAUUUUUAGAUAACCUAUUUAGUACAUCAGUGAAAACCCCAAUACAUACAUACGUCAAAAAAAAAUCGCACACACAUUACUUUUGCGUCAAAAGGAUUUUACCAACUUCCAUGUCACACAUAAUCUUAAAGAUUUCUGCUCAUGCGUACUGAUAAACAGAUUUCUUUAUUCCACUAACACCAACACAUCCAUAUGAGAAUGCUGCACAGUGAUUAUGCGUAUGAUUAAUUGUUAGUGGUGGGGAGCUAUUCGUACUUCUAUUUGAUAUUGUGAGCUAAAGCCUUUUUUUUAAGUUCUGGGGCGGUUGUGUAUAUAAUUGUAAGCAAAGCUAUUUGUAUGCACCGAGUAUUCCGUUGAUUAUUGUUAAUUUUUUUUAUUAAUACAUAUGUGUAAUCAAAACUAA
Messenger RNA from Bactrocera oleae (olive fruit fly), 5992 nucleotides. It is a transcript of the gene Usp7, whose product is annotated as Ubiquitin-specific protease 7. Gene Ontology annotation, molecular function: cysteine-type deubiquitinase activity; protein binding. Gene Ontology annotation, cellular component: cytosol; nucleus. Gene Ontology annotation, biological process: regulation of protein stability; protein deubiquitination. The record is from RefSeq and is a predicted model, not a curated record. Lineage: Eukaryota; Metazoa; Arthropoda; Insecta; Diptera; Tephritidae.